Lactuca saligna is the source of this 1913-nucleotide messenger RNA. NCBI's taxonomy places the organism in Eukaryota, Viridiplantae, Streptophyta, Magnoliopsida, Asterales, Asteraceae. The record is from the annotation of a GenBank genome assembly.
AUGGGUGCUGUAGAGAAAGGAUCCGAGAAACAUUCGAUUGAUAUUGAAAUUGACAACGAUUCAGCUGAUACUUCUUGGUUCACCCCUUGGAGGUUGCUUGGAUUAUUCUGUGUGAUCAACUUGAUAACUUAUUUGGAUCGAGGAGUAAUUGCGAGUACUGGUGUAAACGGGGUUCCAGAAACUUGCAAACCUUCUGGAGAAUGUUCAAGUGGUACUGGACUUCAGGGUGAGUUUCACUUAACCAAUGGUGAAGAUGGUGUUCUAUCUUCUGCUUUCAUGGUUGGACUUCUUAUAGCAUCUCCAAUAUUUGCAUCCAUGGCCAAGAGCAUGAAUCCCUUUAGGCUAGUUGCAGUUGGUUUGUUAAUUUGGACUUUUGCUGCAAUUGGUUGUGGAAUUUCAGUUGGUUUUUGGUCAAUUACAGUUUGUCGAAUGUUAGUUGGUGUUGGUGAAGCUUCUUUUAUAAGUCUUGCAGCUCCAUUCAUUGAUGAAAAUGCUCCACCAAAACAGAGAUCAGCAUGGCUAGGAAUAUUUUACAUGUGUAUACCAACAGGAAUUGCACUUGGUUAUGUUUAUGGUGGACUGGUUGGAGGUAGUUAUGGUUGGCGAUACGCGUUUUUAAGUGAAGCAGUUAUGAUGGUGCCAUUUGUUAUUUUGGGUUUUGUAAUGAAACCUUUGCAUCUCAAAGGUAUUACGAAUGCUAAAAAUGCCGCAGGAUCUUCAAAAGACAAGUUAGGGGCUGAUGCUCAAACUACUAGCAUUGUCCAAGAUAUUAAAGAGCUUAUGAAUGAGAAAAUAUAUAUAGUAAAUGUUUUAGGUUAUAUUGCGUACAAUUUUGUGAUUGGUGCUUAUUCAUAUUGGGGACCAAAGGCUGGCUAUAGCAUAUAUCAUAUGAGCAAUGCUGACAUGAUGUUUGGAGGAAUCACGAUUGUGGGUGGAAUUGUGGGGACAUUAACGGGAGGUUUUGUCCUUGAUAAACUUGAUUCCACAAUCCCUAAUGCUUUUAAGCUUCUUUCAACAGUAACGUUUUUCGGGGCAAUAUUUUGCUUUAGUGCCUUUUGUUUCAAGAACAUGUACGUCUUCAUGGUUUUCUUUCUUAUUGGAGAAAUGCUCAUUUUUGCCACUCAGGGUCCUGUAAACUUUGUUUCUAUUCAUGCUGUUAAACCAAGCUUAAGACCAUUGGCUAUGGCUGCAUCUACUGUAUCAAUUCAUAUCUUUGGCGAUGUGCCUUCCUCUCCACUUGUUGGAGUUAUGCAGGACCAUAUUGGAAACUGGAGAACAUCCACAUUAAUCUUGACAACCGUAUUGUUUUUAGCAGCUGGAAUAUGGUGUAUAGGUAUUUUUAUUCCAUUUGUUGAUAAAGAUGAUGAAGAUAUUGAAAAUCCAAAAAAGUCAAACAAGACAAAUCCAUUCGAUGAUUAGACGACCUAAACGAAUGUUGAUUUUUUAAAAUAAUUUCCAUCAUAAUGCCACAUCAUCGAUUUUGACCAGUCAACAUUUUUCCAAGGCGAAAUAACCGAAUCCGGAUCAUAAUUUUCAAGUCGAGCAAUUUUGAAGGGGAAAAAAAAGGUGCCAAAUAAGACAUCGAGAGUUCUUAAGUUGUCAUGUAUGAAAUAUGCAAAAGUAGUUCUUGAAUUUCAUUUCAUACCAAAUGAAAUCUUUGAUUUAUGAAAAAAUUUUGCUUAAAAUGUCUCAUUCUAACUUGAAAAUCUUUAGAAAUUUUGCAUUUAAUACUACACAAGCGAAAGCUCCCCAGCUGGAGUUGAUCUUUUGACUAGGUUAGCCCAUGACUCAUUUGUCUCCGUGAUCACUUUCAGUGCGUAUGCCUUAUUAGCUGCUUUGUUGCCAAGACCAAAGUUGUUGGCAGGCUUCCCAUCAGGAAUCUUGUAGUCUCUAAACCAAUCUCUAAUUGCAGU